UGAUGUUCGUAUUUCCCCCGUGUUGACAGUGGUGCUUGGAGCCGAGAGGGUCAGGGGGAGGAGAGGAAAGGGAGUGGAGCGAGAAGACGACAGGAGGAGAUCCACCACAGGGUGACCAAUUUAACCGGACCAUCCUUGGACAGCUAACGGUAGGCUAUGGUCCUCCACCCUGACCGCUCCGACCGAGAACCACGCCGACUCGGAUCAACGUCUGCGGUCCUGUCGGGGAAUAGAAAAAGAAGAUGAACACGACCCAGCAGAAGCGGUGGAGAUAGACCUGGCCGCAGAGAGUGGUCUUCUACCUAACCUUGGUCUCUGUUCACUGACCCUGGCCAAGACAUUUGAAGCAUUGUGAAGCAACUGGUACGCCUUUUGACCCCAUCUAGUUAGGCCACCCUGUGGCCCUGCAGUGUGGCCUCUACAAACCCCUCCUCACUACUUCAAAAUUGUGUCCACGGGGAUAAAUGAGUGAACCGGCUGCAAGGGAAAGGGCUGGGACAUGUACCAGAACCCCAACAGAAUGUCCUGGUUCAGUGGUUUCCUAGUUGCAAGAGUGGAUGACCGCAAGACUGCGUGGGGGGAGCGCAAUGGCAAGAAGUCCAAACGGAAAGGAGGCUCAUCUCUCUGCAACCCACGUUACAUGAGCUGUCUGCGGGACCCAGAUGCUAUGGAGCCCCCCUCUGGAGCACCCCUCCAUCAGCACCACCGCGGAGGGGUGACUGGUGCCCUGGGAGGCGGGGGCAACUUUGGCGUCCGUUGUGGAUGGCAGGAGGACCACUACGGCAAAAGAGGAGGGGCUCCCGGGGAAGGGGUGGGGCUGAAAUCUGUCAACUUGGGCUUUGAAGAUGGUGCGUUGAAAGAGAGGAAAGGGGGAUGUAACGGAGGAAGCGGUGACAUGGGCGACGAUGGUCCCAAUGGGGCAGCAGGGGUGGUGACGGCUGCAGACUGCUGGCUCAGGGUAGUGCAAGUGUUCCAGUCAAAAAAAUUCCAGUCCCGCAAACUGGAGCGCCUAUACCAGCGUUACUUCUUCAGGCUGAACCAGAGCUCCUUGACCAUGCUCAUGGGGGUACUUGUGAUCGUGUGCGGCAUCAUGCUGACCUUCCACUGUGUUCAUGCCGCCCCUCACGUGGCUUAUUCGUCAGCCCUCUCGGUCGCGAUGGCACUCUUCAUGGCCCUCAUGAUAGUGUGCAACCGCAAUGGCUUCCACCAGGACUACAUGUGGAUGGUCAGUUAUCUGGUGAUUGGAGUCUUGCUGUCUGUACAGGUGUUUGGGGUGCUCAUGGUGGCACCUAGGAGCGCCUCAGAAGGCAUCUGGUGGUCCGUGUUUUUCAUCUACAUCAUCUACACUCUGCUACCUGUGAGGAUGAGAGCAGCAGUGCUAAGUGGAGCAGUGCUGUCCAUCAUACACGUGGUCACCACCUGGCAGAUCAAUCAGGAAGACAAGUUCCUCUGGAAACAGGUGAGCGCUAAUGUCCUGAUCUUCCUGUGCACUAACAUAAUUGGUAUCUGUACCCACUACCCCGCUGAGGUUUCCCAGAGACAAGCUUUCCAGGAGACCCGAGGAUACAUCCAGGCCAGACUACACCUGCAGAGGGAGAAUCAACAACAGGAACGUCUGUUGCUUUCAGUGUUGCCAAGGCACGUUGCCAUGGAGAUGAAGGCUGACAUCAAUGCCAAGAAGGAAAACAUGAUGUUCCAUAAAAUCUAUAUCCAGAAACACGACAAUGUCAGUAUUCUGUUUGCAGACAUCGAGGGUUUCACCAGCCUGGCCUCUCAAUGCACGGCUCAGGAGCUAGUCAUGACACUCAAUGAACUCUUUGCCCGUUUUGACAAGCUGGCAUCGGAGAACCACUGUCUACGUAUUAAAAUUUUGGGUGAUUGUUACUAUUGUGUGUCUGGACUCCCUGAACCCCGGGCUGACCACGCCCACUGCUGUGUGGAGAUGGGCGUCGACAUGAUAGAGGCAAUCUCGCUGGUGCGCGAGGUGACAGGGGUCAACGUAAACAUGCGUGUUGGGAUUCACAGUGGGCGCGUGCAUUGUGGUGUGCUUGGUCUCAGGAAGUGGCAGUUUGACGUGUGGUCAAACGAUGUCACGCUGGCCAACCACAUGGAGGCGGGAGGCAAAGCAGGGCGGAUUCACAUCACUAAGGCCACCUUGCAGUAUCUUAAUGGAGACUAUGAGGUGGAACCAGGUUUUGGAGGUGAGAGGAACGCGUAUCUGAAGGACAACAGCAUCGAGACCUUCCUGGUUCUUGGCUGCAGCCAGAAACGGAAGGAGGAGAAGGCGGUGAUGGCUAAGAUGCAGAGGACGAGAGCCAACUCUAAUGAGGGGCUGAUGCCACGCUGGGUCCCCGACAGAACCUUCUCCAGGACCAAAGACUCCAAAGUCUUCAGACAAAUGGGAAUUGAUGAGACCUCCAGUAAAGACAACCGUUGUGUUCAGGAGACAAUGAACCCGGAGGACGAGGUUGAUGAAUUUUUGGGGCGAGCCAUUGACGCUCGCAGCAUUGACCAGCUAAGAAAAGACCAUGUUAAGAAGUUCUUGCUCACUUUCCAGACAUCUAGCCUGGAGAAAAAGUAUUCCAAGAAGGUGGACGAUCGUUUUGGAGGUUAUGUUGCAUGUACUCUACUAGUAUUUUGCUUCAUAUCCUUCAUACAGAUUGUUAUCUUUCCACACACCCCAGUCAUGCUGGGAAUCUACAUCAGUAUUUUUGUCAUACUCGCCAACAUCCUUUUCAUCUGUGCCAUAUAUUCAUGCAUUAAGCUCUUUCCAGCUGCAAUGCAGACUGUUUCAAAGAAGAUUGUCCAGUCGCGCACCAACAGCACCCUGGUUGGAGUAUUUACAAUUAUCCUUGUCUUCAUCUCUGCCUUUGUUAAUAUGUUUGCCUGUGACACCAAGAGCUUGGCACAAUGCGUAGCCGAGAAGCUGAACACGUCUGCAGCGCUGGUGACGCCCUGUUUGAUCCGCACUUUGAAUGUGUCCAUUGACGGGGGUCUGGAGAUCUGUCCCAGCAACGGCCCCUCCUGCCCUUUUCCUGAGUAUUUCAGCUACAGUGUGCUGCUGACGCUGCUAGCUUGCUCAGUGUUCCUGCAGAUCAGCAGCAUAGGGAAGUUGGCCCUCAUGCUGCUCAUCCAGCUCACCUUCCUGCUGCUGGUGGAGUGGCCACAAGUAGCACUUUUCGACAACGCAGACCUCUUUGUCACCUCCAAUGCCAUUGAUUUAAAUGAAACUAGCGCUCAAUGGUUCAGUUUCAAUGAAACUACAAACCAGUGUCCAUUUGUUGUGACAAAAGUGUCUCUGAGGGUCAUGACUCCAGUGAUCCUCACAGUCUUUGUCCUGGCACUGUACCUGCAUGCCCAGCAGGUUGAAUCUACUGCACGCCUCGACUUCCUGUGGAAAUUACAGGCCACAGAGGAGAAGGAGGAGAUGGAGGAACUGCAAGCCUACAAUCGUCGCCUCCUCCAUAAUAUUCUGCCUAAGGACGUAGCUGCUCACUUCUUGGCGCGUGAGCGGCGUAACGACGAGCUAUACUACCAGUCCUGUGAGUGUGUGGCGGUCAUGUUCGCCUCUAUCAGCAAUUUCUCUGAAUUUUACGUGGAGCUGGAGGCCAACAACGAGGGAGUGGAGUGUCUCCGGCUGCUCAACGAGAUCAUUGCUGACUUUGAUGAGAUCAUCAGUGAAGAGAAGUAUAGGCAGCUAGAGAAGAUCAAGACCAUUGGUUCCACCUACAUGGCGGCCUCCGGUCUCAAUGACUCCACUUACGACAAGGAGGGCCGUUCACACAUUAUUGCACUGGCCGACUACGCCAUGAGACUGAGGGAGCAGAUGAAGUACAUCAAUGAGCAUUCCUUCAACAACUUCCAGAUGAAGAUAGGUCUGAACAUUGGACCAGUGGUAGCAGGGGUGAUUGGUGCACGGAAGCCUCAAUAUGAUAUUUGGGGAAACACAGUCAAUGUGGCCAGUCGUAUGGACAGCACAGGUGUACCUGACUGCAUACAGGUGACUACAGACCUCUACCAGGUGCUUGCAAACAAAGGGUACGUGUUGGAGUACCGUGGGGUGGUCAAGGUCAAAGGGAAAGGCGAAAUGACAACCUACUUCCUGAACGAUGGCCCGCCCAACAGUUAGCAGCCGUGGCAGCAGCACGUUUGGAUGUUCCCCUGAGUGAGGACUCACAGUGUGAGAGAAUGGCUAAAGACUAGUGACGCCAUCACUUGAAUCCCAAGUAAGGAGGAAAAAAACUUCAAAAGGAAAGUGUUCUUGAUGAAAGGAAAUUUUCUCGUUUGACAGCCAUUUUGGCUCACAUACAUGUUGAAGGACACAUGUUUUUCUCAUGUCUAGCCUCACUCUCUGGCUUCUUGAAAGAUGCAAAGUCUGUUUAUUUAAAACAACGCCUUUUAGCCUGUGUCAAAAGAAGAUAAACGCUGUACAUAAGGCUACUUUAUAUUUUGACUUUGUUUAGUUUUUUUCCAGUCAUUUUUUUAUUUCACAUGAAUUAUGAACAGGUACUCAUAUUUAGUUUUGGAAUUAAUUAUUUAUUUUGAUCUCGAAGUUUUGUGCAAAAGGUCCUUUAUGAAAAAGUGUGAAUACAUACGUGCACAAAUAUCCAGUUUAUUACACGUUAAUAAGUGUGUAUGUACAUGCAUAUUUGUGUGUGUAUGAAUAUAUAUGUAUAAACUGAGGAGGAAUAUAUUGACCAAAGACUAAAGUAUUUACUAAAAGCAAGGCAAGACAUGUUUGAUAUGUUCUCGCUAAAUUCAGCAAUGAUCACUGCGUCUGUUUUUUAGACAGGAAGCCUGAACUUCUG
This is a messenger RNA of Etheostoma cragini (Arkansas darter), 4808 nucleotides long. RefSeq names its product adenylate cyclase type 6-like. Lineage: Eukaryota; Metazoa; Chordata; Actinopteri; Perciformes; Percidae. Gene Ontology annotation, molecular function: adenylate cyclase activity. The record is from RefSeq and is a predicted model, not a curated record. Gene Ontology annotation, cellular component: plasma membrane. Gene Ontology annotation, biological process: adenylate cyclase-inhibiting G protein-coupled receptor signaling pathway; intracellular signal transduction; cAMP biosynthetic process. Bases 500 to 4129 code for a protein of 1209 amino acids. The transcript has 24 exons.